AUGGGCGUCAUAAAAUAUACCAUCGAACGGGGCAGUGGCGACUUCCUUACUAAAAAUGACGUGUACGAGAAUCACAUGAAACUGUCGCAGACAAACGCUGGAAAGACACUAGGUAUGGACUUGAUUAAGAAGAUGGAAGAUGAUUAUCGACAACAGGUGGAGGAGCUUCGCCAGCUUCAAGAAAGCACAGAAGAGCAUGAGAGGGAACUUUCGCGCAUGAGGGAGAAGCUCGAGAUAACUAGCCGGGAGAUGAUUGAACGGAUGAACCGAGAGCUUGCGGUCAGGGAGAAGAAGCUUAGGAAUGAGAUGCAGCGGCGGCAGCGCGAGCAGGAAGAGGCAUACGCCUGGAGAGAAAAGCAACUCCGUCAAGAGAGAGAGAGGUUAGAUGAUGAUGAUUCCGAUAAUGAUGGUUCCGACGAUGAUGAUUAUGAUUCUUCUUCUUCUUCUUCUUCUUCUGAUGAUGAUGAUGAUGAUGAUGAUUUCAAUAUGGAAUUGGCUCGUCUUCCGUAUCACUCCAACGGAAGAAGGACCGUACGCAGAGGCGAUGACCGCAGGCGUGCUACAGUCGGAAUACCGUACGAAUAA
This is a messenger RNA of Microsporum canis CBS 113480, 585 nucleotides long. RefSeq lists its product as uncharacterized. The record is from RefSeq and is a predicted model, not a curated record. The coding region runs from base 1 to 585 and encodes 194 amino acids. NCBI's taxonomy places the organism in Eukaryota, Fungi, Ascomycota, Eurotiomycetes, Onygenales, Arthrodermataceae. The transcript is spliced from 3 exons.